GAUGUUUGCUAUGGGGAAGAUGAGUAAUCAUUCCAAUGUCACUUCGUGUGAAAAUGUUGCAACAGCUUCAUGCAGGACAUAGUGGAAUAGUAAGGAUGAAAGAAAUCGCGAGAAGCUAUUUCUGGUGGCCAGGCAUGGACAGACAAAUCGAAGAAAUGGCUACAAGUUGUUCAGCUUGCCAGAAGACAAGAAAUAAUCCCCCACUAGCUCCUCUCCAUCCUUGGGAAUUUCCACAAGAGGCUUGGCAGCGUGUGCACAUUGAUUUUGCAGGACCAGUGGAAGACAGAAUGUUUCUGGUCGCUGUCGAUGCACACAGCAAGUGGCCUGAAGUGGCUAUAAUGAAGUCAACUACAACAGAAAAGACAAUCGAAAAACUAGGAGAGAUGUUCAGUCAUUUUGGAUCACCAGCUCAACUAGUCUCUGACAAUGGACCCCAACUUGUGUCGCAGGAAAUGUCUGUUUUUCUACAGGCUAACGGAGUGCAACACAUCACAUCAGCUCCUUACCAUCCUGCUACUAAUGGCCUUGCUGAAAGGUUUAUACAGACUCUUAAACGAACACUCAAAGCAUCACAAGGACAGGGGAAACUACAUCAAAGACUCCAUAACUUUCUGUUGAACUACAGAAACACUCCUCACAGCACUACAAGAUCAUCUCCUGCAAACUUAAUGCUCAAAAGAGACCUGCGUACUGCCUAUGAUCUGUUGAAACCCGCAGCAGUGAAAGAGGUAGUUCAAGGUCAACAGGAAAAACAGAUACAACGCAGAGAGCGACAGGCUAAGAACAGAGUUUUCACAGCAGGAGACACUGUGUUGGCAAGAAACUAUAGUGGAGGACAUAAAUGGGUUCCUGCUACGGUCAUUGCCCAAACUGGACCAGUUUCUUAUACCGUCCAGACAAAUGAUAGUGUUUGGCGAAGACACGCUGAUCAACUCCUCUCCGUUUCACCAGCAUCAUCAGAGCUGUUCCCAGGAGAUUCUUCAGAGGCACUGACCGACACUUCAGUUCUUUUCCCCACACAAAUGCCGUACCCAGUUCCAGUUGUGCCGGCUGUGGAUUUGACAACAGAAGGGACUGAGACACCUGUUCAGUCGAGUUCCAAAGACAUCUUACCCUCAUUGGACAAUAAGACUGAUGUUCCCACAGAGCGCCGAUAUCCUCAGAGAGAGCGGCGAACCCCUGUUCGCCUGGAUCUUUAGAGUAGUUCAGUGGCAAUUCCAAACCAUUAGGGGCAGAAUAAUUCCCUUGGAAUCAGUCAAGGUAUCGAGAUAGUCUACCCCCAUCCCUGAGUUAGAGUUCAUAACAUGUAUGCUUAUGUGUAUUGACACAGGAGAAAGAGAAUGGUUGGCUGUGAUGUUCAAUCACCAGUGUUGUCAUGUUUUGCUAUGUUAACGCAAUGUUUGAUACCAGAAGUUGGGUGGAUGUUCGUAUCCUUGGGAGCUAACUAAUUUUUCUGUUAUUUGCAUGGGGGAACAUCAGUUGU
Paramormyrops kingsleyae is the source of this 1483-nucleotide messenger RNA. NCBI's taxonomy places the organism in Eukaryota, Metazoa, Chordata, Actinopteri, Osteoglossiformes, Mormyridae. The record is from RefSeq and is a predicted model, not a curated record.